CUCAGACUUAGCCAAGCCCCAAACCACCUUUGGACCCUCCGAGCGACAUACUUACUUUCCGUUCGCGGAUGGUCUGUCAGCGUUCCCUAGGAUAUCUCAGCUUUCCUUACACCGUGGGUCGGCGAGCGGCACCAGCGGAUUCUGCGAAACGACGAUUCGUUUCUCAGCGGAAAGCGUUUGUCCACCGACGUGCGUACCGAGAUAUCCGCCGACAAUCCCCCGGACAUCGUCACAUCAAGUCCACACGAACAGAUCUAGCCCGAUCUACGUCCUUACAGCUUCUAAGCAGCAACACACACGGCAGCCUCGCUUCCAAAGGACGUAGAUUUCUGUCCCAUCUAUUCCGGUAUACUGGGAAGUCUGUAGCCAACAUGGUACCACCCAAGAUCACGGACUUCGACUAUUACGCAACACUUGGGGUCAGCCCGUAUGCGGACAAGAAGGCCAUCCAGAAAGCUUACCAUCAACUCGCUCGGGAGAGGCACCCUGACAGAAAUGGAAACAGCGCAGAAGCAACCGCCAAUUUCCAGAAGCUUAUGAAUGCAUACGAACUCUUGACCGAUGCCCCCCGUCGCACGGAGUACGAUUUCAACGCCGAACAGGAAUACAUCCGGAUGCAGGGGCGGUUGGUUGUGCUACAAAAUGACCUGAGAAACAAGUCUCCUGAUGCGGUAGCGGCAGACGCAGAGUUGAUUACCAGCUGGAUAAUCAUGACUGAGCUCGCUCAAGACAUGGGUAGUUUAGUACGGGAGCUCAAAACCAUUCCGGAUGGGCAUUGGGAGAAGCGCGAGCAACAACACCAGGCAGAGGUUGCAGAACUGCGCGAAUCCAUUGUAUCCCAGGGGGAAUCUCUGAAGAUUAGGUUUCAGCACAUGCAGAAACUGUCGACUGAGCUUGCGCAGGAGAGAAAGAAGGCGCAUGAUGCGCAGACGCGCUACGCGAGCUUGGUCGAGGCUUGUCGCCACCAGCUCACGACCUACAUCGAUGAAUCUACCGAGUCUGCCGAAGGAAGCGAAACCGAGCCGACCACUUCUGAAGGUAACGGUGGUGAAUCAACAGAGGAAACGAAGCAGGACACACCCAUGUUCUGGCCAGCUUGACAAAGCGGUGGCCGCUCAUUUUUGAGUUGGGCAGCUUGGUCAUGAGACGACGAUGAGCCAUAAUUUUUGAGGUACCAGGCGAAAUACGGAUCUCGCUCAGGGGCAAAGUAAACAGAGUUGGGUGAAACAUGGCGCAUGGUUAGCAGGGGGAAACAAUCCUUUUCUUAGUAUCUUGGUGUUUAUCUAUUUUGAGUACCUUUAGAUAGAGGUAUGUAGCGAAACAGCCGACCAGCGGUUCACCGACCAGCUUUUUGCCGUUCAUG
This is a messenger RNA of Neurospora crassa OR74A, 1363 nucleotides long. RefSeq lists its product as hypothetical. The transcript has 4 exons. NCBI's taxonomy places the organism in Eukaryota, Fungi, Ascomycota, Sordariomycetes, Sordariales, Sordariaceae. Bases 69 to 1100 code for a protein of 343 amino acids. The record is from RefSeq and is a predicted model, not a curated record.